Messenger RNA from Xiphophorus maculatus (southern platyfish), 1593 nucleotides. RefSeq names its product peroxisomal biogenesis factor 12 (gene pex12). Gene Ontology annotation, cellular component: peroxisomal importomer complex; peroxisomal membrane. Lineage: Eukaryota; Metazoa; Chordata; Actinopteri; Cyprinodontiformes; Poeciliidae. The transcript has 4 exons. Gene Ontology annotation, biological process: protein monoubiquitination; protein import into peroxisome matrix. The record is from RefSeq and is a predicted model, not a curated record. Gene Ontology annotation, molecular function: zinc ion binding; ubiquitin-protein transferase activity; protein binding. Bases 294 to 1337 code for a protein of 347 amino acids.
UUGGUGGCAGUAAUUUCUCUACUGUGAGCUGGCGCUACAGGUAAAGCGCAGCGAAGAAGAAUUUGUGUGCUGUGCGAAGAAGUGGCGUCUGCUGUAACUUUGGUCAGUAAGGAUUCUUGGUUGCAGACUCUAAAGUAACGGAACCCUAAAAACGAAACACCAUGUUGGCAUUCUUACUGCGAGGUCUCACGCACCCCGACCUGUUGAUAAAUCACCGCGUGACGCUGCUGUAGUAUGAAGACACGUUAGUGACGCUGCUCUGCUGCUGACAGGAACAACAUCAGCAAGAAGGCAUGGCGGAGGCUGGAGCCCACCUGACCUCCACGGUUGUUAAUGAGCAGCCAUCCAUCUUUGAAGUGCUGGCCCAGGAGUCUCUGAUGGAGGCUGUCAGACCUGCUCUGAGACAUGCAGUCAAGGUUCUGGCUGAAUCCAACCCGUCCCAGUUUGGAUUCAUUUGGAAACGCUUCGAUGAGCUCUACCUGCUGCUGGAUGUCGUCCUGCAGAACCACUUCCUGUCCCAGUGCAGCUCCUCCUUCUCUGAGAACUUCUAUGGACUCAAGAGGGUCUCAGGUGGGCGGGGCCUUCCUGCUCGCCUGGGCUUGCACAAGAGUUCUCAUUGGCGGUCCCUGCUGCUCUUGUGCCUGGUGCCAUACCUGCGGGCCAAGCUGGAGGUGAUGCUGGCCCGGCAGAGAGAGGAGGAAGACUUCUCCAUCAGGCUGUCACAGACCAGGAAGCAGAGGUUGUACCGAGCGGCGGUGGCAGCAUACCCAUAUGUCAGCUCGGCCUGGAGGUCUUGGAUCUUCUGCCAGCAAUUGCUUUUUGUUUUCGGAGUCAGCAGAACACACAGUCCCCUGCUGUGGCUGGCCAAUGUCAGACUGGCACGGCUCACCACACAUGACCUCAGAGAUGCACAGCAGAAAACCAGCUGCAGGCCCAGGCCGGCCGAUGGGAGACUGAUGCAGAGAGCAUGGUGGCUCAUGUCUCGGGCAGCUCAGGGUGUGGCCGUCUCCCUCUCCACCUCCCUGUCUCUGGGCGUCUUCUUCCUGCAGUUCCUGGAGUGGUGGUAUUCCUCGGAAAACCAGAGCACAGUUAAAACCAUCACUUCCCUGCCUGCACCUCCUCCCCCGCUCCAUCUGCAGGAGGAUGUCCAGGAGGAUGAGAAGAACUGCCCGCUGUGCCGAAAGCUCUGGGCCAACUCCACUGUGCUGUCCACAUCUGGCUUUGUCUUCUGUUACCGCUGCAUUUACACGUAUGUGAAGGCUAACCACUGCUGCCCACUCACUGGAUUCCCCACAGAACUGCAACACCUCAUCAAGAUCUAUGAGUCCGAGAGCUAAGAGUUCUCUGGAGGUCAUUUCAGAUGUUUCCCAUCUUUUGGAGAAAUGUGACCUUACUGUUUGCCGCAUUCCUGUGCAGGCUUCUAUCAACAGCUCUUUGUGAAGAGUGAAAAUGGUAUUUUACUUUUGUAUGCAAAAGUUAAUUUUAAAGUUGAUAAAUUAUGAUCUAAUUCAGAUUUUAAUUGCUUACACUUUGUCUUUGUAUUUAUUAAAUCAGUAAAUAUACUGUAUAUAAGAGUGCUGCAAAUAAAACCUU